AUGUCGGACUCAGCCAUAUGCUGCACGGAGCUCGAGCUUCGGAAAGCUCUGGAGGACGAGGGAUGUCGGAAGAUUGUCUUGAAGGGUGCGAACCUUGCAGCUGAAGCGGCGGAGGCUUGCAUCGCCAUCUUCAACUUUCAGUGCACGGGUCACCUGACAGAGCUCCUCCUGGAGGACCUCCCUCUUCAGCCCGGCAGCCUCGAACACUUGGCACACGCGGUAAGUGUCCCUGGCCAGAUGGCGAGGCUGUGUGAAGCCCAUGAUGUCGAGGCCGAGGAGGAGAUGGAUCUGGACUUGUUUGGCGACAGUAUGGAGGACCUGGAGGCUUCCCUCGCUGCUAUCCCCGUGGAGGAGAGCGCGGCAGAGCCCGCUCCAUGCGAAGGCCACGGGCUUCGGAGUUUGACGCUCUCCUACUGCCCUUGUUCGCCUAGCGACGCUUGGUCCCCUCUUUGGCGCAGCCUCCCGCCGAGCCUCACGGAGCUGGACUUGUCCGGCAAUGCGCUGAGCGAUCAUGCCAUUGUGGCACUCAGCGGCGCGCUCCGCAGCCGCGCCGGUUUGCGCUUGGGCCUGCGGGGCAAUCGCUGCAAAGACAUCGACCGCCUCUGUGAUGCAGUCGCACGUGGCUGCGUGGAGGCGCUGGACCUCUCCGAGAAUCUCUUGAAUGAUAAAAGCAUCCAGCAGCUCUGCGAAAUAGUCGGAGCACCCGGCUGCCGACUCCUCGAUUUGAACCUUUCUGGCAACAGUCGGCUUACUUCGUCCUCGCUGGCGACUCUUUUUGCCAAACUUCCAAGGAGCCCGAUUCGCCGACUGACGCUGCGCCGAACGUCGCUUUGCGACAAGGGUGUCCUCUUCCUUUCCGGGAUGCUGUCGGAAUUGGUGCUAGAGCUUUUGGACCUG
Symbiodinium sp. CCMP2456 is the source of this 897-nucleotide messenger RNA. NCBI's taxonomy places the organism in Eukaryota, Dinophyceae, Suessiales, Symbiodiniaceae. The record is from the annotation of a GenBank genome assembly.